AUGGGCGAGCCCACGACCGUGCACCCUGACCACCUGUGGAUCUGGGAUAGGGCUGUGUAUCUGGACGAGAGACAGCGCACCUGGCUGCCCACAGUCAUCAAGGUGGAGAGAGGCUUCCGAGUGCUCAUGCGCCAGCAAGACGUGCCCCUGAGCCACGCCAUGCGCCCCAGCCAGCUCGGGUCCCACCGGCUGCCCUUGCUCUGGCAGCUGUACCCCGGAAACCGGUACAAGGGCUCCGACUCCAGCUUCUGGAGCAUCGUCUACCACGUGAAGUUUACCAGCUCGGAGGACAUGCUGCUGGACCUGAUGCCUGAAUCAGACCGCGAGGCCAAUGAGGAAGCCGCAGAAGCGGGCCCCAGACUCUGA
Messenger RNA from Sorex fumeus (smoky shrew), 366 nucleotides. RefSeq names its product T-cell leukemia/lymphoma protein 1A-like. Lineage: Eukaryota; Metazoa; Chordata; Mammalia; Eulipotyphla; Soricidae. The transcript has 3 exons. The record is from RefSeq and is a predicted model, not a curated record. Gene Ontology annotation, biological process: positive regulation of peptidyl-serine phosphorylation. The coding region runs from base 1 to 366 and encodes 121 amino acids. Gene Ontology annotation, molecular function: protein serine/threonine kinase activator activity.